Molecule: messenger RNA, 516 nt
Organism: Paraphaeosphaeria sporulosa
Lineage: Eukaryota; Fungi; Ascomycota; Dothideomycetes; Pleosporales; Didymosphaeriaceae
Exons: 1
Coding region: 1-516 (171 amino acids)
Biological process (GO): intronic box C/D snoRNA processing; nuclear-transcribed mRNA catabolic process, RNase MRP-dependent; tRNA processing
Cellular component (GO): ribonuclease MRP complex; nucleolar ribonuclease P complex
Molecular function (GO): ribonuclease MRP activity
Source: RefSeq, a predicted model, not a curated record
AUGGCGCCCCUCCCGCUCUCCACAGCUGCAGCUACACAACCACCCCCAUCCACAGCACCAGACACCUCCCAACUCCCUCCAAGCAAAAAGCGCAAGACCGCCUCCCCAGGCACGCUACACACCUCUACGAUCCGCACCCAGCACACCUACUUCCAUCUCCGCCUCACCACCAUCCCUCCUCCGACAAAUCCCGCAAACCCGGCCUCAGCAGGACCCAAGGAUCUCGACCCCCUCACCAUACGAAGCCUCCUCACGCCUCCACUACAAGCGUACCUCGGACUCACGGGCGCGGGGAUGCCAAUCGACGUCCUGAAGAGCGAGGGCCGGGAUGUGUGGGUCAGAGUGCACGGGCUGGACGCGAGGGCGUUGCAGGCGGGGAUGGCGGGGUGGGUCGGGAGUGUCGAGGGGGGAUUGGUGCCGGGGCUGGGGGAGGAGGGGAGGGUGAAGGUGAGCUGGAGGGUUGUUGGGAAGGGGGGCCGGCUGGGCCUGGGAGACGGGAGUGAGCUUUUUGGGUGA